This is a messenger RNA of Pocillopora damicornis (cauliflower coral), 1992 nucleotides long. RefSeq lists its product as uncharacterized. Lineage: Eukaryota; Metazoa; Cnidaria; Anthozoa; Scleractinia; Pocilloporidae. The record is from RefSeq and is a predicted model, not a curated record.
GGUCACGAUUUCCUUUUCUCUCUUUUUAUUGCCUGAAAUUCUUCAAAAAAUUUACGAAAUAGUACUUAAGUACACAUAUUUGAAUGGCUGGUGCAAAAAUUUUCGGAUUUACCUUGAAAUUACCAUAUUUACUUCCCUAAACAUUCGUGAAUGAUGGAACUCGUUCAGUUACUCUUUUGAAAACGAACUUCAGAAUAAUAUUUGGGGGUUAUUUAUUUGUUGGUUAUUUUGCUGUUUACUGUACAUUUACGUUGUCUUUGUCAAUUUUCGUAGGAGUCUGUUUUCUAUAAAUAUUAUAUAUCGAUAUCAGUAACCAAAAUGUUUUAAUUUCCUGGAGAAUUUGGGCAGGACUCUGCUGUAAAUACAACAUGUUUUUUGUGUUUCUUUUGGGCAUUUUUCGUAUAUAAUAAUUUAUUGCUAGCAGAUAUAUAUGUCCUGACUUUAAUACUAGUGUAGGUUUGUUCUUGCCUGGUGAAAGCUUAUGAUGGUAGAAAUGCGACAAGGUACCAUAAGGUUCAUAUUGUUAUUACCACUUGUUGUUUAUUGGUGAUUGUUCACUAUUCUUUGGUUUACUGAUAAUGCGUGUAAUUAUUUUAUUUUCUUGAGCCCUUCAAGGGCAAGUAGAAAUGCAAGUAAUGAGCAAAAUGUCUGGAAGUUCUAUCUGUUAGACCAUAUGUAGAGGUAGUUAUCUUUAAAUUCAAACUCGUUUCAAUAUAGGUGUUAUACAACAAAGCACUGCAUUAUACAUUGAUGUUUUACGUGUUCUCUCAUACCUAGAAGAUACAGGUGUAAAAUGGAGCUAUGGAUUAAUAACGUCUCUCUACAUGGACAAAGUGGUACCCUUGUUUACAGGCAGCUGAGGGCCUACUUAAGGACAUGCAAGUACCUCUAAUUACAGUUCUUUUGGUCUACCCUUCCAACACCAAACUGGUGAGGUAGGUUAUCACAGUGCUUCAUCCUACCAGAGCCAAUCAGAUCAUUCCAGGUCUAGCUCUCCAUCUGAGCCUUCAACAAGUAGCAAUGGUAAUGACAGAACUCAAUGUGGAAAAGAAAAGAAAAUGUGGCUGAAAGAGGAAGUGAUCUUGAUUUGAAACAUAUCUUAAAGAAAAAAGAUGAUCCAAGAAUCCAAGAGUAAGGAACAAAGAUAUUUGGUCUGUUAUUUGCCUUGAAAUGUGGGAACAGGGACAUAUCUCUUGUGGUGCAAAGUCUUGGGAGACCAAGUUCAAGAAUCUCAAAAGAUCAUAUAUUGCAUACAUUGAUCACAACAAGAAAACAGGAAGAAAUGCAAAGAAAUGUGCUUACUAUGAAGAACUUCACAACAUUUUUCAUGGUGAUGACGAUAUAACACCAUCAGCUGUGUACAGUAGUAGGAAGGGUCUGGUUAAACAUCUCUCUCUGAUUAAAGAGUUUAUUGAAAGGAAGGAAGAAAAGGAGGAAAAGAAACUGCAGAAAUUGCAAGAAAUGCACAAUGAUAAAAAGACUUUCUUUGGGCAAUUUCUUAAAGUGUUUGAAAAAUCUGUCCAAUUAAGAUAAGGGAAUAUUUUUGUUCUGUGGUUUUCAUGUAAGCAGCUCUCAUUACAUGGAAAAGGCUCUUACACUGAUUCCACAACAUACUAGUACUCUAGCAGUUGUGUUUUGUGCUGUUGCAUUCACAUCACAUUGCAUUACCUCACUAUCUGAAGUAUUCACCGCAAGGCUUUCAAGCAUGUUUGUACAUGGCAUUUUUUCAUGUAUGUGUACAUGUAGAACCAAAACAUGUAUGGUUAUAUUGUGUUGUCAAGAUGUUACUUGUGUUCUAAAGUACUAAUAAAACAAGUAAAGGUAUUGUGUACCCAUUGCAGUCAUAGAAAUAGUGAUGCUGGUUAGUUUCACAUGAAGUGCAUGUCUACUGAAACGUUAGGAGUGAAAACGUACUGGUGUCACAAAACAUUAGGAUUAUUACAAUAAUAAGAGAGUAAUUAGUAAUGAUAAUAAAACACUUAGGUUAAAGAG